Molecule: messenger RNA, 516 nt
Organism: Leptopilina heterotoma
Lineage: Eukaryota; Metazoa; Arthropoda; Insecta; Hymenoptera; Figitidae
Product: histone H2A-like
Exons: 1
Coding region: 85-462 (125 amino acids)
Cellular component (GO): nucleosome
Molecular function (GO): protein heterodimerization activity; DNA binding; structural constituent of chromatin
Source: RefSeq, a predicted model, not a curated record
GUUGAGCAUUCAUUUACACUUAGACAACCGGACAGUGGUUUUGAGUGUUUAUACGAUCUAAAUUGUUUUGCUUUGGUGUUAAUAAUGUCUGGACGUGGUAAUAAAGGUGGUAAAGCGAAGGUGAAAUCAAUGACACGUUCAAAUCGUGCUGGGCUUCAGUUUCCAGUGGGAAGAAUUCAUCGUCAUUUGCGGAAAGGAAAUUAUGCCGAACGAGUAGGAGGUGGUGCGCCCGUUUAUUUGGCAGCUGUCAUUGAAUAUUUAGCCGCUGAAGUAUUGGAAUUGGCUGGAAAUGCUGCGAGAGACAACAAAAAAUCGAGAAUCAUUCCAAGACAUCUUCAGUUGGCAAUAAGAAAUGACGAGGAAUUGAAUAAACUACUCGGCGGUGUCACAAUUGCUCAAGGUGGCGUUCUACCGAAUAUUCAAGCAAUCCUUCUUCCAAAGAAAACUGAGAAAAAAGUUUAAAGCCCAAGUAUUUACGUAAAGACCCACAUAACAAUCGGCUCUUUUCAGGGCCAA